AUGACGAAAAAAGGUCAUGUAUGCGACACGCGACGACAAAUAGCCACGGCAACGCAAACUGAUCGAACGACCGCCACGCAAACGGAAAACUUCGCUCGAAGUCGUAGCGAUACCGAGGACAUGGACGAGGAUUCGCGCACUCGGCGAAAAUCAAAAUCGAAAGGAAAAGUCGAGACAAAGGAGAAUUUCAAGCAAACAAAGAAGACGAUUUGGGUCAGAACACCGAUACCCGAGGAAAGUUCAGCGUUGAGUCCGAGCAAAAGAAGAUCGUCUCCGAGCAAAAGAAGAUCGUCUCCGAGCAGCACGAAAAUCGAAGUCACGGAGAGUAGCCGAAAAGUUUCCGUGUCACCGGAUGUUUUGAAGGAGUUUUCAAGUUCAUUGAAAUCGAACGAUUCCGAUGUCGAGGAAGAAAAGGGCAAGUUUUCCAAGACAUGCUCUGACGUCAAAUCCGCUGUUAAACAAAAAAUGCCAAAAAUAAUUUCCCGAAAUAUCACCGUUCAAAAGAAGAAAAUUAAAGAAUCUACUGUAAAUAAUAGCUCGACCACCUCGUCUCCCGAUGGUAAGGAAAAAAAUAUCUUGACGAAAAGUAAAAUACGUAAAAAACCCGUAAAACCUCCGAGAAAGAGAUUAGAAAAAAAAUUAGAGCUGGAAAAAAGUAAUUUCAUGGAGCCAAGUUUUAAGGUUUUAGAACGAGAGCUCAGUAAUUUUCAGCAAAAAGUUCGCCAGUUUAGUGAUGAUAAAUUAAAAAUGCUUAAAAAGAGAGGAAGCAAAACAGAGAAGGAGUCGGAAGAUGAUAGUGCAGCCACUUAUAAUAUAACGAAAAAAUCCGAGGUAAUGCUACGGCGCACGACUCGUAGUCUAUCAAGAGAAACUAGCCCUACGAAAAUAACAGUUGAAGAAAAAACUCAAACAUUGGAAGAAGGGUCUAAAAUAACAGAGAGAAAAUUAGUUAAACAAAAACACGUUGCAAGUUCCGAUCAAGAAAGUAGUGAUAAAUCUAAAAAACAAUCAUCUAGCAGUGAAAAACAAAAAAGUCAAGAUGAAACAACUCAUGCUAUAUCUAAAAUCGAUUCUCAAUUACAAAAAGAAAAACAGCAAAAUGAUAUUGUUAAUAAAUCAGAUCAUGAAGAACUUGAUAACACUGAAAUUGUUUCAAUUAUGAAAAGUGAUUCGUCUCCUGUAAAAUCAAAACAAAACUCUGACUCAUCAAAAACAAUGAAUGAAUCACCAGUAAAAAAAAGUAAAUCAACUACAGUUCAAAGGACUGAAAAGAAGAUUUCACAAAAGAACAAAGUAUCACCGAUUAAAAACAAAACUGUUAGCGAAUGGGACAAAAGAAAAUCAAAACGAGGAAAUUCACGUUUUACAUCAAGUGACGAUAGUAAAAUUUCCUCCCCAAGAAAAAGCAUAGGUAGUAUGAAUAAAAAAUCAGCUACAUCUGAAGAGGAAAAAUCGAACCCAGAAACAAAAUCAAUAACUACGAAAGAUUCCCCUACCUUCGAUCAAAAUGCAUUUCUUGAAAACGUGAAAAGUGUAGUUGAACAAGAAGUCACUAGUUUGAUUCAAAAAGCAAAAGAGACUGUGGCCAAUCAAUUAUCUAGCAGUUUUGAAAAUAAUGAAAAAAGUGAAGUUCCUCAAUCUCCUUUAAAAACUGAAAAAGCUAAAACGUUCAAAAGCAAUAGUCAAAAUAAGAAACAAGACAGUGAAAAAUCAAAGAGUACAAAUGAUGCACAAAAAAAUAAGAAAAAAUCCAUGAGUGAUAAAUCUUCUUCAGAUAAUCCCAAAUCAGAUGAUGCAAUAUCUUUCAUCGUAAUUGAAAAGAACAAAACUGCAGCGAAUGCAGCCGAGUACAGAACAAGUAAUGCAUCUAUGGCUAAUCAAGUUUUGGAAAAGAAUGAGAAUUUAUUGAGUGAAAAAAUUGAAAAAUCUGAAUCUUUGGAAUCAAGUAAGACCGACAAAACACUUGAACAUGUAAAUAAUGCAAAGGAUUCAGAUGAAUUUAAAGAAGAUCAACAAAAAGUAGGGCAAAAUAUAUCAACAGAGUCUAAUGAAAGUGAGACUAUUCCUUAUCAAAUACUUGAAGAAACAGUGUUAAAUGAAAACAAAGAUGAACAAACGGAUAGUGGAAUUCAAAUGAAAUUGAAUGAUAUUUCAGGUGAAGAGCCAUUGAGUACUAAUCAAAUUUUCGAUACAAAUCAAGGAAUUGAAAUUACCGACCCAGUAAUUACUGUAAUUUGCGAUGAAAAACAAUUACCUGUAAACUCGCCAAAUCCAGUUAAAGAGUCGAUAAAAACAGAAUUGGAAAAAAAUAAAGAAAACAAAUUAAUAUCAGAAAAUUCACAACAAAUUGAAGAAAGUAUUAAACCAUCUAUAGAAUUCGACGAAGCAGAAAAAAUAGCCUCUGAAAUUGUUGAUGAUACACUGAUGAAGGUUAAUAAUAUAUUAAAAAUAAAUUCAUUGGACGAUAUGAUCGAUAGCGCGCAAACAACUUCUUGUCCUAAUGAAAAUCAAAUAUCGGUAUCUGACGUCAAUUCAAAUCAGACUAAUGAAAAUAUCGGCGAGCCCAGUAAAAUUCCUUUACGAGUGGAUACUUCCGUGAAUGAUAAUAAUGAUACCCAAAAUCAAAUAAAUAUGAAAAAUUCGUUGAGUGACAAUGAACAAUCUCAAAAUUUAACCAAUAGUGAUUUACUGUACAAUAGAAAUGUAAUUAAUAUAAGAAAUGAUGCCGGAGAAUCAUCGAGUAUGUUACCAACUUAUAAUCCAAACAAUAUAAAUGACUCGAAAUCGAAUAAAACAUCAAACUCGAAACAAGAUAAAUCUGAUUCGCCGAGAAAGCAAGCGGGUAAUAAAAAAGAGUCAACCUCGCCGUCAACCCAGCCUGAAAAAUGUCGCGAGCUUCCUUUAAAACUUUCUCAAUCAAAUCAGUUUCAAGGUCAAAGUUCUAAAGUUUCGCCAACGCAAUCUUUGCCGAAAAAGAAAGUCAACCAUCAGCCACAGCCGCUGCAGCAGCAGCAGCAGCAGCAGCAGCAGCAGAUAAAAGAAAGUCUGGAAAAAUCGUCCUUUCCAAAGAGUCCAAUCAAACUUCCUCAGCGUAAAUCAGAUUAUCCACCUGCACCACUUUUCAGUGUGACGGAUGCAACGGGCUUCGGCAUAGACGACAGCGACGACGAGGACGACGACGACGACUCAUCGUGUGCAAGUGACAUGUCGAACAAAACCGCUUUACAUACGCGGCCUUAUGGUACGCCUAGACAUUCAAUUUCAUCCGAUGGAGAGGCAGUCGAUGUCGAGGGAGCAGCGGCAGCAGCAGCAGCGACUAAGCCUUGCCAAAAGUGGAGCUUAGAAAGCGAGCAAACUCCGGGUACGCAGAUGAAGACGGCAAUAUUUCCCCAGAAAAUAGAGGUGCCGCCGAUAGAUAAACCAAAAUAUCCUUCCGGGAAAGCGAUGAGCAUGGAUCAACCGAGGUCGCCCACGAAAAAGAUUCGCACAGAUUCGUCGAAAUCUAUGGGAUUUACUGAAGCGACGACGACGACGACGACGACGACGCAAAAGACUGCCGAUGCGAAAACUCGCACGGAUCAUCCUCGAAUACGGCCCGUCAUCGUCGGAGCAAAGCGCAAAGAGCAGCACUACAGAUCCGAUCGAUUUACAAGCCGCACCGAGUCCUUUCGAAAGAUAUCCGAGUCCGGAAAAAUCGAAGAUAGCAGUGGCAACAUCCGACAGCAGCACCAGCAGCAUCACCAGCGGCGCGUCGAAAUUCGCUCGAAACAUUUGAAGCUUCACGUGAGCCAUCACUACAGGCAGACCCGCUCGGACGACGAUAAUAAUAAAAGCGGCAGCGGAAGGUUGAGCGAUGCGUCGUCUCUGCAAGAGAGCCCCCCGCACGUAGCGGCGGCGGCGUGCAACAGAGAUCCGGAAAUUACGAAAGCCCGUUCGCGUUACAUGGCUUGGUAUCAGGAAAAACGAGCAGAGGCGGAAAAGCGAAAGAGGGAGAAAAAAGAAGCCGAGGUGGUGAAAGAGCAAAGGCAAAGGCCUCUGAGAAGGCAGAGAGGAGCUAAAUCAGCGGACGAGCAUUCGCGAGCGGAGGAUGCCGAAGACAAGAACUCGAGAUCGCGCGAGAGAGCCAAGUCGCUAUCCGCGGCGUCGCAUCAAUCGAACGCGUCGUCGUCGCAGCAGCAGCAGCGCAUAAGCCGGCUACGAAUCAGGCCACUGGUGAACGUCGAGUCGGAACAGCUGAAAGCCAUCGUGCGCCAGGGUCGUAAAUUACGCAAGGCCGAGGCCGGUGGCCGUUGCGGCAAGGAGGACCCACCGGUGCAGAUCUUCGCGCCGCAAAAGCCACCGCGCGAGGCCGUGGACGCCUGCCUCGAGCGCAGCCUGCACAUAGAGCCGAGGCAUCAUCUGGUCCAGCACUCCGAGUACAAGUACGAGCGGAUAGUGCAAACGAUGCCGUUCUACCUGCACCAGCAGCCGCCACCGGUGCCGCAUCCGUCACCCGAGGCUUUUCAGGAUGACUCGUCGGAAGGUCGGCGUCCGGACGACGAUUUGGAUUCGGGGAUCGCCGUGUCGAUGCAGAGCGAGGGCAAAACGACAACGACGACGACGCGUCUGCGACAUCAGCAGCUGCUGGACAAAAAGAGCGUCUUCGACAUAGCUUACAGCGGAGCGUCGCCGACGCACUUGCGCUCCGACAGCAACAGCAGCACGCCACCGACCUAA
This is a messenger RNA of Trichogramma pretiosum, 4716 nucleotides long. RefSeq lists its product as uncharacterized. The coding region runs from base 1 to 4716 and encodes 1571 amino acids. The transcript has 6 exons. The record is from RefSeq and is a predicted model, not a curated record. Lineage: Eukaryota; Metazoa; Arthropoda; Insecta; Hymenoptera; Trichogrammatidae.